GCAUUUUCAGAUUUUUUAAGGUUAGGGAUAAGGAACAGGAAGACUGUGAGGGGAAUGGGUAGCAAAGGGUUGCUCCGAGGAGCUUCGUUAUCGUUGGCACGUGCAACUGCAAAUGCAGUGUGGCAUAGAAACAGUUUCUUCCCAACGUUAACGGUUAGCGUUAGCCGUAAGUUGUUCGAGUUUCGGAGCUUUUCAUCUACUACUACUCGCUCUUCUCUUCAACCUCCAGAUGUGUCUCGUUUGGCAAAAACAGCUCAAAUUUCUCUCACCCCAGACGAGGUUGAAGAAAUUGCUCCAAAAAUUCAACAGGUGAUAGACUGGUUUGGACAGCUUCAAGGUGUCGAUGUCCAAAGUGUUGAACCCUCCAUAAGAGCAGAGACUGAAAACAAUUUGCGUGAUAAUGUUCCUGAAACAUUUGAACAUAGGGAUGCCAUGAUCGAUUCUGUUCCCAGCUAUGAGGAGUCUUACAUUAAAGUUCCGAGGGUCUUAAGCAUGGACUGAAAUUGCUUAGAUGACUUAUUUGGUAUAAGGAAACACAUCAAGAUUGUGUUAUUUUGUACUUUGAAUUUCUUGGGUCGUUAUGCGUCCAAUUCUUAAUUUCAUCAUAAAAUUGGAAUUGUUGUGAUUAAGACUUUCUUUUAAGAUAAUUUUACGCUUUUCUUGUAAUGAUUGGAGAUCCUCUUUUUAAAGUUAGCUUUUUUUGCGCAUUAGAACAUGAGGAUCUUGUAAUCGGCUAUAGGGUAGGAUUUGUUGCUUAACACACUUUUUAUUAUCUCUAUGGAUGACUUCUAAUCCAUGGCUGGAGUACAAAAUGAAAAACAAAGUGCAUU
This is a messenger RNA of Abrus precatorius (Indian licorice), 830 nucleotides long. Its product is annotated as glutamyl-tRNA(Gln) amidotransferase subunit C, chloroplastic/mitochondrial. The coding region runs from base 55 to 501 and encodes 148 amino acids. The transcript is spliced from 5 exons. Gene Ontology annotation, cellular component: chloroplast. Lineage: Eukaryota; Viridiplantae; Streptophyta; Magnoliopsida; Fabales; Fabaceae. Gene Ontology annotation, molecular function: glutaminyl-tRNA synthase (glutamine-hydrolyzing) activity. Gene Ontology annotation, biological process: regulation of translational fidelity; glutaminyl-tRNAGln biosynthesis via transamidation. The record is from RefSeq and is a predicted model, not a curated record.